Molecule: messenger RNA, 776 nt
Organism: Caenorhabditis angaria
Lineage: Eukaryota; Metazoa; Nematoda; Chromadorea; Rhabditida; Rhabditidae
Source: the annotation of a GenBank genome assembly
AUGUAUUUUUUGCGUCAUUUCUCACGUUUUCGACCCUUACCGAAAUUUCAACCUAUUUUGAAACGUCAUUUCGCAUCUGAAACUGCAGGAAAAGUCGAGGACAAAGUCACCAAAUGUAAGUUUUUAGUUGUAAAUUUCGAUUUUACGUUGAAUUUUACAGUAAAAGUUCGUCGAGCUUAUGCAUUGGGAGGAUGUCUCAUGUUUAUAUGGGUUUCAACACACGGAAUUCUAUUGUACAGGUAAAAUAAUACUUACUUAACUUAUUCUUUUUUAAACAAUUUUUUUCAGACGACGAAGUGAGCAUAGAGCUUUGAAUGAAAAGUUGCCACCAAUUCCGUGGGAUGAAUUUGUUGAGAAAUAUUUUGCAAGUGGUGAUGUUAAGACAAUUGUUUUCCAACCACAUUUUGAAAUCGCAAAUGUGUAUUUGCAUUCGGCAAAAGAGCAACAAAUGAAGAAAACUGUUGUUGAUUUGGUAAGCAAAGUUUUUAAUGAUUUUUUAUACAAAACUUAUUUUAGAUUCAUACAACGCCAGACAAAUUCUCGCGUCCUCCAGAUGUCCGAUUUUUCUACGAAGGUUCAGCUGAUGAUGUGAAAAGCGCUGUAACUUCUGCUGUCGAAAAAUAUAAACAUAAUGUAGACUUCGAACUCGAUCAAUUCCCAAGUUAUCGGUUAGUUUUGUUCAUUUAUAAUUUUCCAAAUAAAAUUGUUUUUUCAGAGAGCUCUCAUUUAUCGUUGGAAGCACAUUAUUCGUUUUGGCUGCAAUUUCAUUUAAAUAA